AUGCGCCAGAAUGCGCCAACAAACCGUGACGGGUUUAGUAUCGCUAUUAUUUGCGCCCUCCCUCUCGAGGCCGACGCUGUCGAGGCGUUAUUCGACGAAACAUACGACAAAUUCGGUAAGAUAUAUGGCAAAAGUUUUCGAGACAACAACGUAUAUAUCAAUGGAAGAAUUGGCCAGCAUGAUGUUGUCCUAUGCUACUUGCCGAACAUGGGAAAAGGAAGCGCUGCGAGUGCAGCUGCCAACCUCAGAGUCAGCUACACCGAGAUUCAGCUGGCUCUAGUGGUUGGCAUCUGUGGAGGUGUUCCGUUUCCCUCUGAAAACGCCGAGAUUGUACUGGGAGACGUGAUUAUUAGCGAUAGUGUGGUCGAAUAUGAUUUUGGCGGCCAAUAUCCUGAUGGAUUUCGACGAAAAAAGGGUAUUAAGGGCAUGCUUGGGCCGCCUCCCCCUAUAAUCAGAAGCCAUCUUGAAGCUCUCAAGAGUCACAAGGCGCAGAGCGAAUUCCGAGGGCGGGUUUAUCAACAUCUUCAAGCUCUCCAGCAGGCCGGGCAGGAAGUAGAAUGGCAGCACCCGGGUAUUGAGCGUGACGUGCUCUUUGAGGCUUGUUAUCGUCAUAAACACUAUCAGGAAAAAGAAAUGGCGGUCAAAUGUGUUUGUUUGCAAUGCAGGUCCAGCAGUGAUCCUAUCUGUGAAGAGGCACUGGAGGGAAGUUGCGAUGGUGUUGGAUGCUAUGGCCAGAAAGUCCCUCGCAACCGACAUAACGCCGGAACUACCAAUCCGUUUGUCCACAUCGGGACGAUUGCAUCCGCAGACACGGUGAUGAAAUCCGGAGAGCACCGUGACAAAAUGGCCAAAAGAGAUAAUGUCAUUGGAUUUGAAAUGGAAGGUGCUGGGGUAUGGAGAAACAUGCCUUGCAUAAUCAUCAAAGGCGUAUGCGAUUAUGCGGACAGCCAUAAGAAUAAGACAUGGCAAAGAUAUGCCUCAGCAACUGGAGCAUCUGCUGCCAAAACCUUCCUGGAGUAUUGGAUACAUACCACCAGAGGAAGUAUGACCGUGCCACUAGGUUCUGCCCAAGAUCUACUCACUGCGAUCCGUGGUUCAAGAGAUGAUAAUAUUCAGUUCAGCCGAGGAAUAUAUGCAACCGUUCAACAGCAGACUGAUUAUCAAGUUUCUGCAUUGAGAAAAUUCUCUACCUCUUUUGCUGCAAAUCAAAACACACUACAAACCCAAAUAUCUUCAAUGAACAAUACUGUAGAAGCAGUAUCAUCGGUUUCGCAGGGAAAAAUGGAUACCAUGAUGGGAAUGCUCCAGAAGAUAUCUGGAAGACUUGAGCCUUCUCAUAUUCAGACAAGUGGUCAAAAAGAUAGUUCAGGUCUAGAUUUAGAGAUGAUCCGCAGCAUUGAACGGCUUUGUGGCUUAGUCCAAGAGAAAGAAAGUACCAUUGAUACAUACGACGACGACCAGGCAGAUGGUAUUAUAGAUGAUUUGCAGGUUAUAUUGGCAUCGGCACAGAAGAAAGUCGAGACGACUUGGCAGAUGCCGGAUAAGUGGUCGUCAGAAGAAAGUGAAAGGGCUAACAGCACGGAUAUUGUUCGCAAAAUACAACGCUUUAAUCGCCGCUUUGGUCGGGACGGGCUGGGAUUAAACCAAGGAGUUCAAAGGCGCAUGUUUCAGAAUAACACAUUCACUCAACAAGAAAGUUCGUACAACAGGAUUGAUAUUGGCAUAGGAAAAUUAACCGUCAGGUUCAAUAAAAGAACCCGACCGUUGAGGAUCACAAGAAAAGAUGAAAGUUUCCAUUUGCAAACCGAUAGAGACCUCACAGACUACUCAAUGACAGUUUUAUUCACGCCAACUAACCCACAGCGGUUCCAUAUGCUGGUUGCGUCCUUCUUUGAGGAGGAGAUUUACCAUGAGAAGAUGCAACGAAGGUCUAUAUCCUCCAUAUCCCGACUCACAGUGAAUAGGGUUCUACCCAAUGACUCACCCAUUUUUCUAUUAGUGCGGAUGGGAUAUCUAUCUACAGUUCAGGAAAUGAUUUUUAAUGACCCAUCCUUAUUGAGAUGUCAUGAUGACAAUGGCAGGUCUCUAUUGUUUUUUUCGAUGCUGCAACCGGAAAUGUGCAAGUUUCUGGUUGAAAAUGGGUUAGACGUGGACCACGUAGCCUACUCCGACAAUGGAUGGUUACAGUCUCCUCUAGAGGUGGAAUACCCUUGUCUUGGGGAAAGCAACAGUGAAGAAAUCCGGGCGGUGGGUCAAUGUUAUCGACUACUUUUGGAGGCAGGGGCCGACCCAACCAUUUCCUUGGACAAAGCUUCCUCUCCGUUCCUUUCCGGCGCCGUGGUUAUUGGUAUACCGGAUAUUAUUCGCAUAGCCUGGAAUCCUGAAAUAGUUGGACAUUUUGCUGAUAUCAACACGUAUGAUAUAGACAAUUGUUUUGCCGAGAUGCUCCGAGCGGGGGCAAAUAUCAACAUUCGCAAUGCCGACGGACUGACAUGUCUCCAUAUAUGUCUCCAAAGUUCGGGCACUGGCCUGAGAGCAACCCUAUGGCAACGACCUAUUACAGAGUACGAAACACUGAAAUUUCUUGUGGAGAGUGGUGCCGAUCCCAGGGCAGUGAACUUCUCAGGAAUGACAGUUUCAGAUGUUGCGUACACUACAUCAGGCCGGGGCUUUUGUGGAAGCUAUCCUGGUGACCUCUGGGAUUGUGUCCUACAGAGCUGCGACUACAAUAUUAAAGAAUUCAGGUCGAUAUACCGUCGAAAAGCAAAGUACACACGUUUUUAUACACGAGAAGUCUUCGAAAAUCUUUGGCAAGGGAGAGAAGAGUUUUGCCCUUACUGGGAUGACUCGCCAUGGCCACCACGGGAGGAUAGGAAAUUAAAAGUCAAGUGA
Talaromyces rugulosus is the source of this 2892-nucleotide messenger RNA. RefSeq lists its product as uncharacterized. Gene Ontology annotation, biological process: nucleoside metabolic process. The coding region runs from base 1 to 2892 and encodes 963 amino acids. NCBI's taxonomy places the organism in Eukaryota, Fungi, Ascomycota, Eurotiomycetes, Eurotiales, Trichocomaceae. The transcript is spliced from 7 exons. Gene Ontology annotation, molecular function: protein binding; catalytic activity. The record is from RefSeq and is a predicted model, not a curated record.